This is a messenger RNA of Haliotis rubra (blacklip abalone), 4024 nucleotides long. RefSeq names its product RRP12-like protein. NCBI's taxonomy places the organism in Eukaryota, Metazoa, Mollusca, Gastropoda, Lepetellida, Haliotidae. The record is from RefSeq and is a predicted model, not a curated record.
GCUGUCGCUGUAGGGAGCUUGCUACAUUUCACUAACUUCCGUUUUUCUGAACACGUGCAGUUCGGAUAUGUUUACUAGAUUUCUGGCGUUGUGUAAACACGAACGGGUACGCUGAUUACCAUGGGGUACAAAUUGGCUCGUGCAAAGAAAAAUAAGGGGCGGACAUGGAAGAAAGGCCAGAGUAGUAACAGUAAUCCCGAAUCGAAGAAAUUCAGAGAAGCAGCAAAACACCGAUUCUUCAAUCCAACAUCAGGUCAAAGUUCACUGACAGUUGAAGCGCUGAGUAAACAUGAUGAAGAAGCUGAUGAUGAGAAAAUGUCCGACAUGGAUGCCCAGACAGACACCCAGACUGUCGGUGCAAAGACAUUUAAUACCUGGGCAACAAACUGGACAGAUUGUACAAAUAAAACCUUCAGUAAAGUACAGCGGUACUGGAGCUCAAAUUCAGCCGUACACAAAGAGGUGUUGGCGGUUUUAGCGGCUGUGACAGAGGUCAUCAAACAACAGGGGGGCAAGGAAACAGAGACAGAGUACUUUGCUGCACUGAUGACAGCACUGGAGACUGCCGAAGGGGAAGAGUCGUUGGCUGCUAUUGGAUACCUCCUCAGCUUAGUCAUGAAAAGAGUUCCUGUGCCAGUGUUGAGAAGCCGAUUCUCCCAAGUAGCCAAGCAACUACUGGAUCUGCUGGCCAAGUACAGUGAUGCUAAUGCAACGUCCUUGUUGAAAUCGUUGCUUCUAAGUCUGGCAUCAGUUCUGCGAGUUCAAGAGGUUGCUGUGUGGUCGAAUUCCUCCACACAACAAAUAUACACAGGGCUGCUUACCUUCAUCACCCACAAGAAACCAAAGGUGAGGAAGGCAGCACACCAUGCUGUUAACAUUGUGCUGAAAGCAAGCCUGUGUAUGACCCAGGGAGAGGCCCCACCCCACCACCCAGUGGCACCCCUUACAGCCAAGUACUGUGUGCAGCAGAUUGAGGAGAGUGGAGGUACUGGUGACGCUGUAGACAGCUUACAUGUGUUGACACUGCUGAAGGAGAUAACAGGAGAGUUUGCUCAGUCUAGUGUCAAGGUCGUUUGUGAAACCAUCCUCAAGGUCAUGACAGUGAGCAACGUGAUGAUUCGUUCAUGUGGUCUACAGGCUCUGCACGGUCUCUUCAACUCACAACCUAAAUCUUCAUGUCUGUCAGCAGAGCUUAAUGCUCAGAUCAUCACGGCUCUGUAUGACUACCAGCCAUCUGAGAGCGACAGCCAGCCGGUGAGAGCGUGGCUUGCCGUCAUGGAGAAAGCUCAUGUCAACCUACUCAGACUGGAUCCCAAGCUGUGUGUGAGUCACCUGCCCAAACUUGUGUCAGCGUGUAUGAUCUGCCUCCUCUCCGACAGACACGAUGUGGUCAAAUGUGCAUCUGCCACACUCAAGCUGUUACUACAAAACUGUCUGGCUCAAUCUGGUGACAUCCUGACUCAACUGGUUCAGACUGGAUCCAGCUCUCCUGUCCACAAGAUCGUGAAGGCCCUGGAGGCCGGCCUCAGUUACCAGUAUCACUCCGCGUGGGGGCCAGUACUUCAGGUGUGGGCGGCAACCUUUGAGGCAUUUGGGAAACCAUGUCACUCUCUCUUGAAGAAAUGUCUCCUGUCCAUGGCAGAUCUGAGGGAAACACCACAUUUCGCCUUCAGAGUUGACCUUGACAUGGCUUUGGGGUCAGCAGUUAAGGCCAUGGGACCUCGUCUCUUUCUUGAAGCUGUACCUCUUCAGAUUUCUGGUGAUGGAGAUGACCCAGACUUCCCUCGGAGUUGGCUGAUUCCAGUGUUCCGUGACAAUGUCAGCAACACAGAGCUGGGCUUCUUCACAUCGUACUUCCUGCCUCUAGCAGCACGGUUCAGACAGAGAGCCCAGCAGUGUGCUGAGGACCAGAAUGUGGUGGCAGCCAAGAGCUAUGAGGCGUUACAACAACAGAUCUGGUCCUUGUUGCCUGGAUUCUUUAAACACCCGACAGACAUUGCACAGUCCUUCAAAGGCAUUGCGAAAGUACUUGGCAGUGCCAUAUCGGAGAGGCCUGACCUUCGUAUGAAGGUCAUGGCCUCUCUGAGGUCACUCAUCACGCAGAACCUGGACAAUGACAUCAACAAGGCCGAGUUGGCCAGGUUUGGGAAAAACUUCCUCCCUAUUCUCUUCAACCUGUUCACACAAGAUGAAGAGACGAGAGACAAGGCUCAGAGACUGGCGGUGCUAGAGACAGUCCGGGCCUACACGCAGAUCUGUGAUAAACAGCUGGUGAUAUCAUUUUUUGACAAGUGUUGUUCAAAGAUGGAUGAAGAAGACUCUACAGUGGUAAAAAGACUUGCUUUGACUGACUUGUUGAUAGUUUUAGUGUCAUCUGUUGGUGAAGACCAGCUGAAGACAGCUUUUGAUUUGUCUGUUCCAAACCUGACGAGCACGGAAAAAACGCUACAGAAAAAGUCAUACCGGGUCCUGCAAGAAAUCUGCUCGGGCAAGUCUCCUGAGAGUCAGAAGUUCACAAAGAAACAUCUGAAGAAAGUCCAGCAAUUGCUUGUGACAUCGUUAGCCAAGUCCAGUCCAGCGUCCAAGGCUCCUAGGCUGCGAUGUCUGAUCAGUCUCCUGCAACAACUUGAGAAGCCCCACAUGGAAUUCUUCCUGGCUGUUGUACCUGAGGCCAUGUUGUGUACCAAAGAGAUCGCAGAGAGGGCCCGUGUGGCUGCCUACGACCUACUGAUGGUGAUGGCAGACACAAUGGUCAGAUGGUACCCGGACAAGCCAGAGUCAGAGUCAGUAGGCAACUUUUUCAAGAUGGUUCUAGCAGGACUUGCUGGCUCCCCACAGAUGAUCAGUGGAACUCUCCUGGCACUCACCAGACUCUUGUAUGGUUAUAAAGACAAGGUGUCGAGUGACUUGUUGGACAUGCUGGUGGAGAGUGUGUGUCUGCUGCUGUCGUCCAAGACAAGGGAGGUGGUCAAGAGUGGCCUGAGUUUCAUCAAGGUGAUGCUGUCAGCCUACACAGAGACCAGACUGGCAGGACAACUCAAGACACUGGUGUCGAGUCUUGUGGGGAUGAAGGAGGAUUGCCGUCAUCACUGCCACACACGUGUCAAACAGAUCUACAGCAAGCUUAUCAGGAAGUUCGGGUAUGACACAAUCCAUGGUAUGACCCCAGUCCGGGUCCACAAGCUCCUCAACAACAUCCGCAAGACGCAGGAGAGAGCCAAGAGAAAGAAGUCUGCUGAUGACGAGGAGGAGUCAGAGGAUGACAUGGAUGUUCCAAAGAAUAAGCCGGAGAAUGUGGAGGAUCUUCUCCAGGACACAGACUCGGAGAUGGAAGAUGAUCAGGACAAGAAGAAGAAAGCAGCCAAUCAGAAGUCUCGACAGGGGAAAGGGGCGUGGCUGAAAGAAGGCGGGGAUGACCAGAUAGUGGAUUUCCUUGAUGCCAGUGCUGCCAAGAAAGUCCUGGCCACCAAGCCUAGCCAGAAAACAAGCAAAACCAAAAAGGACUCUGAUUUCAAGAUGUCUGCCGAUGGCCGUCUGGUUGUCACAGAUAUGGGUGAUGACAAAGGAGAGAAGAUGGAUUCCGAAGAUGAAGAUGACCUUGAUGACCUCUUCGCUGCUUUUGAAGGAGGAAUUGCCAAGCGGAGGAGAGCUCCCAAGAGGAAGCUGGAGGAAGACUCGGAUGACGAUGAGGAGCCAGGAAGAUCCAAAUACAAAGCUGGAGGACGUGGAAUACACCGACCGCUCACAAAACCAGGCUCCGAAUCAGGACCUAAACGCUUCGGCCAAGAAUACAAAGCAAAGAAGGCUGGUGGUGAUGUGAAGAAGACAGGCAAACAUGACCCCUAUGCCUACUUUCCCCUUAACAGACAGACGCUGAAUAGAAGGAAGCAGGCUAAGAUGCAGGGCCAGUUCCAGGGGCUGGUUCGGGGGGCCAGGAAGGGAGCUGCCAAGGGGACGAAGAACAAGAAGAGAAAUCACUGACACAUAAAUCUGUAAAUAUCUCUGAAAUAAACAUUUAACUGAA